Glycine soja is the source of this 718-nucleotide messenger RNA. RefSeq lists its product as uncharacterized. The transcript has 4 exons. The record is from RefSeq and is a predicted model, not a curated record. Bases 135 to 476 code for a protein of 113 amino acids. Lineage: Eukaryota; Viridiplantae; Streptophyta; Magnoliopsida; Fabales; Fabaceae.
UUCUUCAUCACAUUUGCACCUUCUCUAUAAGUCAUCCCUCUUGUGACACUGCAUAUCACACUUGCAAAGUGCACAUAUAUAGUUUCUUGAAGUGAGCUUGCACAUAUAGCUAACCAGUGUUAGUAUCAUUGAUCAUGGGAGAGUCUUCUAAUUCUUCUGCUUCAUACAUUCAUAUGGUGCAGCACAUGAUUGAGAAGUGUUUGAUCUUUCACAUGUCAAAGGAAGAAUGCAUGGAAGCUCUCUCCAAGCAUGCAAAUAUUAAGCCUGUCAUAACAUCCACUGUGUGGAACGAGCUAGAGAAAGAAAACAAGGAGUUUUUUGAGGAGUAUGCCAAAGCCAAGAGUAAGGACGAACGAAUGUCGGAGGAAGAGACAAGCCAAAUGAUACAGAAGAUGAUCUCAGAUUCCUCUAAAGUAACGUUCUCAUACGGAAGGAGCACGGAGACUAGACAACAAGAGUGGUCCACUACCUCAUGAACAAAAAUUCUAGUGAUCUCUCCCUAUCUUUUAUUUAAAUGCUAUUGCUAGAGGAUCUUUGAGUUAGCAAAUAACAGUGUGCCAUAUCAGCAGCUGAAAGAUUUGAUAUGGGAUAACGUUAACGUUAUACAAUAUUAUAAUACAAUAGAUGUCGUUGAUGUGGCGAAUAUUGACGUAUGUAUGUAUGUGCUGUGUUGUACACAUACGAUAAUCACAAAACUCAAUGUAACGCCAACAUUAUA